Molecule: messenger RNA, 6080 nt
Organism: Rhopilema esculentum
Lineage: Eukaryota; Metazoa; Cnidaria; Scyphozoa; Rhizostomeae; Rhizostomatidae
Source: RefSeq, a predicted model, not a curated record
UUGCUUAGUGGAAACUGGGUUCAUUUCUAAUUAGUUCGUGCCCUCCUCAGUAGCAGAUUUGCUUUGAAGCUACAUCAGUUCGUAUUUGACAACAAGAGAUAAUGGCGUUUUGUGGUGCUGAUAGUAUCGAUACUGAGCAUGUCCGACAUUUAAAGAAAAUGAGAGCCAAUGCAAAACGAGAGCUUACGAAAGUUCUGAAUCGUGUUGCUGAUUGCUUGACUACUGAACAAACCGUAGACGAUGUGAGAGUUGCCGAAGCCAGGCUCAACGAAACUUUCGAUCAUUUCAAAGUGGCAUGUCAAGAAUACAAAGCUGUAAUGGUUGACGAAGAUGAUAUUGAAGAAUGCCUCGCGUACACACACGAAGCUGAAAGACGAUAUUAUGAUAUCAAGGAAAGAGUAUCGUUGUUAACACAACCCCUUUCUACAUCAACAGAGAUGCUGAAGGCUGAAAUCAGUCCCGAAGACUCGGUGAGCGAAAUUAUUUCUCAUUCUUGCGUCACUUCAAUGUGUUCUAAGAACUCAAAGAAAUCGAGCAGAUCUACCCUUCAGGAUAUGAUGUUGAAGAAUGCUGUAACAAAGGCAUCCUUGCUUGCAGAGGCGUCAACAUUUGAAGAGUGUCAAAACAUUGCUCAUGAAGAACUACGAUUAAGUCAAAGAAAGAAGAGGCUGGCGCUAGACAUGAAACUUGCAAAAAUCGAGGCUGAAGAAAAAGUUUACACAGGUUUCGCCAUGGCAACCGGAUCACAAGACGAGGCGUAUGGUCAAUUACCAAGAGACGUGGGAUCUAAGAACACGUGUCAGCAAAUUAGAGGCGAGUUAAGAAAAAGUCAAAAUAUGGAAUUCGGCUCACAAGUACAAAGGAAGCCAACAAAAACAGGAAUCAUAGGUGAGCAAACAUUUAAACAAUUUUCAGAAUUUGGCUAUCCCCAACAAGAACGUCAGUUGAACCCACAUGCUCCACCUUGGAAGUCACCCCUGCAACAAGAUUUUACUGAUGAAACAUGUGCCAACCCGACAUUAAAUGGCGAAGAUUACCUUGAGACAAUGAAGAAAUUAGCAGUUGCUGCACUUUUACCAAAAUCUGAAAUCAGUAUGUUCGAUGGCAACCCCUUGAAGUAUUUUCUUUUCAUACGAUCUUUUCAGAAUAAUGUUGAGAAUGACACUUGUGAUUUUAGCAAACGGUUGCAGCUUUUAGUUCAGUUUUGUACAGGCAAAGCAAGAAGAGCAAUAGAAGGAUGUAUUCUUCUCGAACCUCGGGAUGGAUACUUGAAGGCAAAACAAAUCUUGGCUGAACGCUUUGGUGAUGCAUAUACUGUAUCAGACUCGUGGUUAAAGAAAGUAUCCUGUGGUCCUGUGAUAAAGCCUGGUGACAGAGAAGGCUUGCAAGAAUUAGCAGAUGACCUCGAGAACUGCGAGAUGACUCUGAAGGCUGCAGGCAGAUUGACACAGCUAAACAAUGAAGACCGAUUGGUGAAAGUCCUAGAGCGAUGUCCAAACUUUGUGAAGUCCCGUUGGCAAUCUCGUGUCCAGGAGAUCAGAUCGUAUCAUAGAGAGCCUACAGUUGAAGAUGUACGGUGCUUGAUCAGAACAAUAUCAAAGGAAAAGAACGACCCCGUUUUUGGUGCUAUCAUGGACAAUGUUAACAGGGAACAGUCAUCACGAAAUGACAAGAACAGAAGAUCAAAUGCGACAUAUCCGCAGCGAAGCUUGAAUUACAGUAUUCAGACUUAUGACAAGAAGCCAAAUGUCACUUCACCAGAUGUGCGAUGUUAUUUCUGUGAGAGAAACCAUAAAUUGGCAAGUUGCGUGGAAUUCAAGAAGAAAUCUGGUGAGGAACAGUUUAAUUUCAUUCGUUCAAAGAAGCUCUGUGAUAAUUGUCUAUCAUCAUUUCACUUCUCCGCUGGUUGCAAACAAAGAAAAGCCUGUACAGUGCCAGAAUGUAAUCUACGACGCAAACAUUUGACAGGAAUACAUGACUCUGUGGUGGCAUACGAGAAACGGCGUAAGGAUGAAAGCGGAAAAUAUGCAGAUAACGAAGCUCGCAGAAGAGAUUCGAGUCCAGACAAUGAUAAGUUUGUUGGAGUAACACGAUGUAACGAUCAAGAAGGCGACAACAUUGGAUUACCAAUAGUUCCAUUAAUAGUAAAAGGGACAGGAAGUGACAAAUUAUUUAAGACAUAUGCACUCCUUGACAGUGGAUCUACUGCCUCAUUUUGUAGUGAAGCCCUCUUGGAUAAACUUGGUGUGACUGGAAGAAAGUGUGAAUUGUCAGUCGCUACGAUCAAUGGUUCAAAAACAUAUUGUCAGACGUCAGUUGUUAGUUUGGAAGUGAUGGAUCUUGAGGAAACAAAGCACCUUCAGAUGCCUAAUGUAUUUUCUACAAAAAUGUUGAAUAUUCCAACAUCAGCUUUGGCUUGUCAAGAAGAUGUCAAAAGAUGGCCGCACUUAGAAGGGAUAACGUUACCCGGUACUAUUAACGAUGGUGUAGUGAGUUUGCUGAUUGGCAUGGAUGUACCAAAUGCUUUGCAGCCACUAGAGGUGCAAAAAAGUGAAAAUGGUGGUCCGUAUGCAGUAAAGACAAUGUUUGGUUGGACAUUUAAUGGACCCAUUGGUGUUUCUUCCAAACAAGGUAAUCAUUGCUUUCAUUCCAAUACUGUUUCCUCUGAUAAUCAUCUUUAUGAUCAGUUGAAGAAGUACUUCAAUCAAGAGUUUGAAGAGUCAAUUGUUGAUAACAAGAAAAUGAUGUCUGUAGAAGAUUCCAGAGCUCUUGCUGUAUUUGAGAAUUCUGUAUGUUUACACGAAGGCCAUUACCAUAUUGCAAUUCCGUGGAAGCACAAUCCUCCAAAUCUACCAAAUAAUCGACCAAUGGCACAGAAAAGGCUGGAAUACUUGAGAUGUCGGCUGGAAAGAGAUCCAGAUCUAAAACAGCGAUAUAGCAAUUUCAUUGACGAUUUACUUGAAAAGGAUUACGCCAGACAAGUUCCAGAAGCAGAAAUAGAAGUGAGCAACGGCAAAUUAUGGUACCUGCCACACCAUAGCGUGAAGCAUGCGAAGAAACCAGACAAAGUCAGAAUUGUGUUCGACUGUGCUGCAAAGUACAAGAAUGUUUCUUUGAAUGAAAAUGUUCUUCAAGGUCCUGACUUGACAAACUCACUCAUUGGUGUCUUAUGCAGAUUUAGAGGUGAACCCAUUGCCCUCAUGGCGGACGUUGAAGCAAUGUUUCAUCAAGUACGUGUGACUUCUGAUGACGUUAGUGCAUUGAGAUUUCUAUGGUAUCCACGAGGCAAUUUGAAGAUGGAACCUGUGGAAUAUCAGAUGAUGGUACACAUAUUUGGAGGGGUAUGGUCUCCAAGCUGUGCGACGUUUGCCUUGCGAAGAGUUGCUGAAGAUAACUCCAGAUUUUACAACGAUGAAGUGAUUCAGACAGUGCAACGAAACUUUUAUGUGGAUGAUCUUCUCAAAGCUACAAAGGAUGCAAAUAAAGCAAUCAUAAUGCAAAAACAGCUCACCGAUUUGCUGGCGAGAGGAGGAUUCCAUCUGACAAAAUGGAUGAGCAACUGUCGAGAGGUCAUAGAUGCAAUACCAGAAAAUGAAAGAUCAAAGGAACUAAAAAAUGUUCAUCUCGAGGCUGACAAGCUCCCGACUGAAAGAGCUCUUGGGUUGCAGUGGAAUGUAGAAACAGAUGCUUUCACAUUUAAUAUCAGUAUGAAAGAUAAAUCAAGAACCAGAAGAGGAAUGUUAAGUAUUAUUACAUCUGUUUAUGAUCCACUUGGGUUUAUUUCGCCAUUCAUCUUGACAGCAAAGACAAUUCUUCAGCGUUUAUGCAUGGAAAAUGUAGGCUGGGACGAGCAAGUAACUGGUCGCAAUCUCGAGGAAUGGCAAAAUUGGUUGCAAGAUCUAACAAAAUUGGAGCGCAUUGAAGUGAAAAGAUGUUAUUCAAAUUCAGGAAUCAGCAAUUCAGUCAAAAAUCAGCUGCAUCAUUUCAGUGAUGCCUCCGAAAUUGGAUAUGGAGUGGCAACGUACCUGCGAUCUGUAAACAAAGAUGGUGAAGUUUCGUGUUCAUUUGUUAUUGCGAAGUCAAGACUAACCCCCCUGAAACGAAUUACAAUCCCAAGGCUAGAGCUGACUGCUGCAACACUUUCUGUAAAGUUGGAUAGCAUGCUCAAACGUGAAUUGGACAUGAAACUAGGUGAGUCGGUAUUUUGGACAGAUAGCACUGCUGUAUUACGCUAUAUAGCGAAUGAAAGCAGAAGAUUUCAUACAUAUGUUGGGAACAGAAUUGCAGUGAUACACGAUGGGUCCAGUCCAUCUCAAUGGCGAUAUGUUGAUACAAGUUUAAAUCCAGCAGAUGAUGCAUCCAGAGGUCUCAGUGCUGACGGUUUAAUAAAUAGUCGUACAUGGUUAUAUGGCCCAAAAUUUCUGCAAAAGGAAGAGAAUGAGUGGCCAAAGGGCGUGUUUAUUGAAGAUUUGACUGAAGAUGACGUCGAAGUCAGAAAGGUUGUACUAACAAAUUCAGUGCAAAUCAACUCAUCAAAAGGUAUGACAAAUCAGAUUUUCUUGAAGUUCUCUGAUUGGACCAUUCUAAAGAAAUCUGUAGCUUGGUUAUUGAGAUAUAAGAACUGGUUACUGCAGAACAUUAGAAGUAUCAAUGAGACACAAAGUGGAAUCAAGAGUUACAGACUGAGUACAGAAGAGUUGCGUGACGCCGAAUGUGCAAUAGUGAAAUGUGUACAAAAUGAAUGUUUUACUGAAGACUUGAAGUUACUGCAGUCACCCCAGAAAUCAGUAAGAAGAUCAAGUUCGCUUCGCAGAUUAGAUCCAGUCAUAAUUAAUGGUGUUAUGAGUGUAGGUGGCCGACUUAGCAAUGCUCCGUUUAACAGUUAUGAAGCAAAGCAUCAGAUUAUUCUUCCCAAGCAACAUCAUGUAAGUGAUCUUAUUAUACGACAUUUUCACCUGCGAUCUGGACAUUUUGGUCAAGAGUAUGUCCUUGCCUGUAUACGCGAAAGAUUUUGGAUCAUUCAGGCAAGGAUAUCAGUGCGACGAAUAAUUAGAGGUUGUUUUGAUUGCAAACGUCGAUGCGGAAAUUUGGGAAAGCAGAAAAUGGCUGAUUUGCCAGAAGAUAGAGUGACACCAGAUAAACCACCUUUUUCAUUCGUUGGAAUAGACUGUUUUGGUCCCUACCUGGUCAAAAGAGGAAGGUGCAUGGUAAAGAGGUAUGGAGUUAUAUUCACUUGUCUCACUAUAAGAGCAAUUCACAUCGAAAUUGUUUUCAGUAUGGAUACAGAUUCAUUUAUAAAUGCUUUACGAAGGUUCAUUUCAAGACGAGGACGUCCCGAGCAAAUAAGGUGUGACAAUGGCCCAAACUUCAGAAGUGGUGAAAGAGAACUCAGAACUGCAAUUCAACAAUGGAAUCAGAACCAGGUGCACAAAUUUCUUCUUCAGAAAGACAUCAAGUGGAUAUUCAACCCUCCAACAGCUUCGCAUAUGGGUGGUGUAUGGGAACGAGCAAUAAGAUCAGUGAGGCGUGUUUUGAAUGCGAUUUUGAGAAAUCAGACGGUCGACGAUGAAGGUUUGCAUACACUUCUAUGUGAAGUUGAAGCGAUACUUAAUGCGAGACCACUCACCAAGGUAUCAGAUGAUCCUCAGGAUUUGAAUGCAAUCACACCAAAUCAUUUGCUGCUUCUAAGAUCUAGCCAACAAUUUCCUCCUGGUGUUUUCAAAGGUAAAGAGCAUUACAGUACCAGACGAUGGAAGCAGGUCCAAUACAUGACUGACAUAUUUUGGAGACGAUGGACAAAGGAAUACUUACCUACACUGCAAACAAGACAGAAAUGGCAUUCAAUUGAGCGUAACCUAAAGGAAAAUGAUUUGGUAGUGGUUAUGGAUCAAUCACAGCAUAGAAAUCAGUGGCCUUUAGGGAGGAUAGUUGAAAUCUAUGCUGGGAGAGAUGGCCUGGUGAGAUCAGCAAAGGUGAAGACAUUGAAUUCGGAAUUUCGAAGACCUAUAACAAAACUGUGUUUGUUGGAGGCAUCUGUCGAAGAUUCAGGAUCAAUGGCAGAAAUAAAACAGUCUCUAUAA